This is a messenger RNA of Dicentrarchus labrax (European seabass), 1141 nucleotides long. NCBI's taxonomy places the organism in Eukaryota, Metazoa, Chordata, Actinopteri, Moronidae. The record is from the annotation of a RefSeq genome assembly.
AUGGCCGCCCUCCGUAAAACACACCCCCUAUUAAAAAUCGCAAAUCAUGCACUUGUUGACCUGCCGGCCCCUUCAAAUAUUUCAGUUUGAUGAAAUUUCGGUUCGCUCUUAGGCCUAUGCUUGAUUUCCCAAAUUCUUACAGGUCUAUUUUUAGCUAUACAUUAUACUUCAGAUAUCGCAACAGCCUUCUCCUCCAUCGCACACAUUUGUCGAGAUGUUAACUAUGGCUGACUUAUUCGUAAUCUUCACGCCAAUGGUGCAUCUUUCUUCUUUAUUUGUAUUUAUCUUCACAUUGGCCGAGGCCUGUACUACGGCUCAUACCUGUAUAAAGAAACAUGAAACAUCGGGGUAAUCCUUCUCCUCUUAGUAAUAAUGACAGCCUUCGUAGGCUAUGUGUUGCCCUGAGGACAAAUAUCUUUUUGAGGCGCUACAGUUAUUACUAAUCUAUUAUCCGCCGUACCUUAUGUAGGUAAUACACUAGUUCAGUGGAUUUGAGGGGGCUUUUCAGUAGAUAACGCCACUCUUACACGGUUCUUCGCGUUCCACUUCCUAUUCCCAUUCGUAAUCGCUGGUGCCACAAUACUACACCUCCUUUUUCUUCAUCAAACGGGCUCCAAUAACCCCUUAGGCCUUAACUCAGAUGUAGAUAAAAUCUCAUUCCACCCCUACUUCUCAUACAAAGAUCUCCUAGGGUUCGCAAUUGUUCUAAUUGGAUUAACUAGCCUCGCACUGUUUUCCCCUAACCUCCUAGGAGACCCAGACAAUUUUACACCAGCCAAUCCGCUGGUAACCCCUCCCCAUAUUAAGCCCGAGUGAUACUUUUUAUUUGCCUACGCUAUUCUUCGCUCAAUCCCAAACAAACUAGGCGGGGUGUUGGCAUUACUAGCAUCUAUUCUAGUACUUAUAGUAGUACCCUAUUUACAUACAUCAAAACAACGAAGUAUAACAUUCCGACCCGUAACACAGUUUUUAUUCUGGGCUCUCGUCGCUGAUGUUAUAAUUCUCACUUGAAUUGGAGGCAUGCCCGUUGAGCACCCUUUCAUUAUUAUCGGCCAAGUUGCUUCCUUACUGUAUUUCCUCUUGUUCCUUGUCUUCAUCCCCGUUGUUGGAGAAUUAGAGAACAAAGCUUUAGAGUGGCUUU